UGUUCAGGUCCCGACCUUGUGAAGACAUAGUUGAGAGCACCAUGCAGAAAUUGGACGGAACCACCAGUAACAUACAGUGACUGGAAACAGAGGGAGAAACUGGGGAGAAGAAGAGCAGUAUGGCAGUCUUUAAUAAGCUCGAUAAUGUGGAAGACCUCUAUGAGAUUGGAGAAGUAAUUGGGAGGUAAGGAUGGUCAUUAUAAAAGGUAUUCUUGUAUGAGGCUGUUUAAGUGAGGAAGGUAUUAUAACUCUGAAUUCAGUUACUUUUCAAGGUCAAUUUUGCAUAUGCUGUCUUGUUGCAUAGGUCAAUGUUAACUCAAAUUCAAUGUAAGCAAUUGGAAUAAUAAAUAAAUGGACCGAAUUGUGAAUAGAAAGAAAGUACUCAUGUCUGAGUCUUGUUGCUUUUCAACAUCACAAAUGACAUUGCAGGACAGCUACAUAAAUAAAUAUGUGUUGUGUUCAGGAGGAAUGUAUUUUUAUUGGACAAGCUCAGGUAGUACCUACCCAUUUCAAAACGUUUCCAAACAACUAAAUAAAUUGUUGCACUCUGUCGCCGCCCCAGUGGCCACUUUGGGCAGGUGCGGGAGGUGCGCGAGCGGGCCACAGGGGCUCGCUGGGCUGGGAAGUUUCUGAAGAUUAGGAAGUGCGCCAGCAGCCGGCUGGGCGUGGAGAGGAAGAGCGUGGAGCGGGAGGUGGAGGUCCUGCAGGCCCUGCAGCAUCCCAACAUCAUGGCCCUAAAAGAUGUGUUCGAGAGCCGGGCCGAGGUGGUGCUGGUGCUUGAGCUGUGAGUGGAGGAGGGAGAAAACAAUACUAUUUGAACCCAGGUCAUACAUGCAGGGCAAGUCAUUGAUUCCAUUGAAGUGGCUGAAUUAUGUAGUAGAGUUAAGUUCUAACACUCCUCUCCAUUUAUUUUCCUCCUUUCUCUUUCAGUAUUAAUGGAGGAGAGCUGUUUGACUUCAUCGCUGAGAAGGAGAACCUGACAGAGAGCGAAGCCAUCGAGUUCAUGAAGCAGAUACUACUGGGCGUGGGCUUUAUGCACAGCAAACAAAUAGGCCAUUUUGACCUAAAGGUAAAUUAUGCUAAUGUAUUGAUUUUACAUACUGCAAUAGUCUGUAGUAGUGAUUUACCUCCCCAAUAACACUGGUAAUGUAGUAGUACGCAUAAAAAUAGUAACACAUCAAAGCCUGUUCAUUUAUUUAAUCUAAAAUCCCAGGCCUUUAGGUAUAAGUACUUGAAGUGAAAAGAGCAUAUCUGUAUUCAUCCAUCCCAAAACAAACAUGCUGACACGGCUACUUAUUAGCAGAAACAUCCACAGGUGCCACUAAAGGGAGUGUGCCUGUUCACUAGUGUUGACGAACAUGCUGUUUGCGUGCUGGUUGGUCAGCAUGCAGUUGACCAUUAUGGUCAGAUUGACCUCAUUUUGCAUGUAACAUGUUUACUCCCCUUCCCCGAUCAGCCGGAAAACAUCAUGCUGUCAGACAAGAUGGCGCCAAACACCGACAUUAAGAUCAUCGACUUUGGGCUGGCCCACCGCUUCCAGCCAGGGGAGGAGUACAAGUGCAUGAGUGGCACCCCCCAGUACAUUCGUGAGUAGUACAGUCCUUUCAUAUGAGUUAGGCCCAGUUUAAAUACCAUGUAAAUGCAUCCUUCCUCUACCGUCGCUGUGAUGUACUUACUGACAUGACUGGAUUCUUGAGUACUAUGUAGUGAAACCCAUCGCUUACGUUAUAUCUAAUUGUCCCACCAGUGAUUGAGGUAGGAAGGAUACUGAAGAAAAGGACUAGGACAGACUAAGCUAGGUUCAGGACUGUUUCUGCCACCAUGGUGCAUCAGUCAGAAUGAGAAUCAGGAGAUGGAGCCGGAAUCCAGGUUUAGGGGUAUUUAUUACACCAAGUUAGAACACAGGAACAAACAGAGGUAGGGCUUGUAAGGGCGGUUAGAAGGAUGUGCUUUAGGAUGUGGCUUGUAAGGCCUUGGAGAUAGGAUUGGAUGUAGUGGUCUCGAAGGGAGUUACAAAAGGGAAACAUUAUGAACACAACAUAAAGCUGCACACAUGACAAAGUAAUUCCUUGUGACUUACAGGGAAUGGGCUUAACAUAAAACUAAAAACUAAGGAGGCUGCCAGGGCUAAACAUAAAAGGUGCAUUAGCAUGGAUAUAAAGGAUACAACAUAACAAGUUCAGGCAGCAUAAUAUACAUGGUUAACUUACUUAAUCAUAUCAAGCAGGAUGGCAUCACCAAGAAAACUAUUAUAGUGUGUAGGAAGGAGCAUACCACUUAAAUAGGACCUGAAAGGGGUGGAAAAAGGCGGUGGUGGCAUGAUUUAGGAGUGGAAACAGGUGUGGUGGAAAGGGGCGCGGUCUAGGGUAAUUGGAGACAAUUAGAAGACUGUAUGAGUGGCAUGACCCUUCACAACAGAUGCAUUAUUAAAGAAUUGGAACAGGCCACUUGUAAUGCAGUGCCUAUGUGGCUGAGGUCCCUACUGUGUUCUGUGGAAGUGAGCGUGUAUUUCCAGGUCCAGGGGUUUCCAUGGAGACCGUGCAAGAAGUGCAGUGUCAUGAUCUGGGUUGAUGGUGUUAUGAUAAACUAGGGUGGUUGCAAUUCCAGUUGAAACAGGAAGUGAUUUGGAUGAUGUAGGAUAGUUGCCAUUUCAGUCAUAACUAAAAUACACCCCCAACCCAGACCAUUUUAAGAAACCUCUUAUCAAUAUAAUAAUUAUAUUCUACAUAUAUUCAAAAUCGACAUAUUAUUAAUUCAGCAUAUCACAAAACAAAAAUGCAUGAUAAAGCAAAAAUAUCCUUAAAAUCCAAUUAGAUUUGUAAACCACAGGUAGUUUGCCCCAAGACAAAGAGCUGUUGUCAAACACUAGCUGCUUCAACACAGAUUUGGCCAGCAUGAUAAGGUUGGCAUGGUUACAAAUCUUUUCCUGUUUGGAAUUCAAAUGUUUUUUCCCAGCAGUAGCAGCGACAGUACUGUAGGUUUAAAUAAUACAAUGCAACUGGUGGAGGAAGUUAUCUCAAAGCCACUGGGGUUGUUUGACUUGUAGGAACAAUCUAUUAAUGGUUUUCUGACGAAUGCAGUGUUCAGUUUGCAUUCUUAACUAUGUGAAAUUGUUCCUUCAGGCAGUGUGAAGUCUGACAGGCCUUCUGGGCUUGUCAUAAAUGCAGCUACAUGCAUAGACAAGUGUCUCCGAUUGCUUUAUUGGAAUGAAAUACAAUUUGUAGAUAUUGCCAAAGCAGUAUAGUGGUAGAGCAUUUCAGUAAAUACAAGGGAAAGGGGAUACCUAGUCAGUUGCACAACUGAAUGCAUUCAACUGAAAUGCGUAUUCCUCAUUUAACCCAACCCCUCUGAAUAAAAGAGGUGCGGGUGCUGCCUUAAUCGACGUUCACGUCAUCGGCACCAAGGGAGCAGUUUUUGUUGUUGGGGGUUAACUGCCUUCCUCAAGGGCAGAACGGCAGAUCUUUCCAUCUUGCUGGCUCGGGGAUUCGAACCACCGACCUUUCGGUUACUGGCCAAAUGCUCUAAACUGCUAAGCUACCUAGUAAUAAUAAUAGUACAUAAACAUGAUUCUUUUUUAAAAUCUCAUCUCUCUCUCUCUCAGCCCCUGAAGUGAUCAACUACGAACCUCUGAGCACAGCUGUCGACAUGUGGUGAGUGUGUGUACUGCCGUCUCUUCCAACCUACACACUUGUAUAUACAGACACCUAAAUGGAACCUCAAAACACACCCAUCCCACACCCCUGAUAUAUACGAAAAAUGUCCCCCUUCCAUCUUGAUGAAUAAGCCCUUGGGAUGCGUUUGGGCGUGUGUAGGCACGCUUUCCCUAAAAGCAGUGUGACUGUUUCUGGUUGAAUGCAUUAGGUACACCCUAUGUGUUCAGACACUGUAUAACAAUCUGAUUCUCUAGUGGGUUUCGGCUAGAUACUGUGUUGUUUUUUUGACACAGAAAUGAACUGGUCGGAGUCUGGACCAACGGAGGGUUGGACUUGAUUGUAGUACAGUAGAAUAUGAGUGUAUCCAGACGCACUCCAGCCCAGCGUUAAUAAAUGGUGCUCAAAACUGAGGGACUUUAAAAAAAUAAAAAAUCGUACCCCAGGACACUUAACAUUGUGACUAUCCCCCAAAAAGUAAAGGAGCAUUCAGAUGUCUGCGUUGAUCUUUGAGGUUUAUUUUAGGGACAAACAGACAGGCUUAUGUUUUUGAUGUGUCAUGCCCCUCCUCCAGAGCCUUAGACAGGAAACUGCCAGAGGAAGCUGAUUAUAGUACUUUUAGAAAUAUGAAAGCAAGCGUUAAAAAACUACUCACCACAACAGCUCUAAUGUCUACAUCCUUUGGAAUAAAGUUAAGAUAUUGAGAUAAGAACUGUGUCUCUCUAGGCCUCUGUGAUCAAAAUAACCACAACUAAGUUCUUUCUUUGUUUGUGUUUGCCUCCCCCAAUAGGAGCAUCGGAGUGAUCACCUACAUACUGUAAGUUGGGGGAGAAAAUGGGGGUGCUACUGUAUGUUUGGAUUCACACAUACAGCAUUCUGUUACGUUACAGCCUCAUUCUAAAUUGAUUAAUUGUUUUUUCCCGUCAUCAAUCUACACACAAUACCCCAUAAUGACGAAGCAAAAACAGGUUUGUUAUACAUUUUUGCAAAUUUAUAAAAAAAAAAAACUGGAAAUAUCACAUUUACAUAAGUAUUCAGACCCUUUACUCAGUACUUUGUUGAAGCACCUUUGGCAGCGAUUACAGCUACGAGUCUUCCUGGGUAUGACGCUACAAGCUUGGAACACCUGUAUUUGGGGAGUUUCUCUCUUUCUUCUCUGCAGAUCCUCUCAAGCUCUGUCAGGUUGGAUGGGGAGCGUCGCUGCACAGCUGUUUUCAGGUCUCUCCAGAGAUGUUUGAUCGGGUUCAAGUCCGGGCUCUGGCUGGGCCACUGAAGGACAUUCAGAGACUUGUCCCGAAGCCACGCCUGCGUUGUCUUGGCUGUGUGCUUAGGGUCGUUGUCCUGUUGGAAAGGGAACCUUCGCCCCAGUCUGAGGUCCUGAGUGCUCUGGAGUAGGUUUUCAUCAAGGAUCUCACUGUACUUUGAUACGUUCAUCUUUCCCUCGAUCCUGACUAGUCUCCCAGUCCCUGCCGCUUAAAAACAUCCCCACAGCAUGAUUCUGCCAAGCCAUGUCGAAGGAAUUGUCCGUAGAGCUCCGAGACAGGAUUGUGUCGAGGCACAGAUCUGGGGAAGGGUACUAAAACAUUUCUGCAGCAUUGAAGGUCCCCAAGAACACAGGGACCUCCAUCAUUCUUAAACAGCAGAAGUUUGGAACCACCAAGUCUCUUCCAAGAGCUGGCCGCCCAGCCAAACUGAGCAAUCGGGGGAGAAGGGCCUUGGUCAGGGAGGUGACCAAGAACCCGAUGGUCACUCUGACAGAGCUCUAGAGUUCCUCUGUGGAGAUGGGAUAACCUUUCAGAAGGACAACCAUCUCUGCAGCACUCCACCAAAUAGGCCUUUAUGGUAGAGCGGCCAGACGGAAGCCACUCCUCAGUAAAAGGCACGAGCACUCAGGACCUCAGACUGGGUCGAAGGUUCAUCCAGACCACUCAGGACCUCAGACUGGGGGCGAAGGUUCACCUUCCAACAGGACAACGACCCUAAGCACACAGCCAAGACAAUGCAGGCGUGGCUUCGGGAAAAGUCUCUGAAUGUCCUUGAGUGGCCCAGCCAGAGCCCAGACUUGAACCCGAUCGAACAUCUCUGGUGAGACCUGAAAAUAGUUGUGCAGCAACGCUCCCCAUCCAACCUGACAGAGCUUGAGAGGAUCUGCAGAGAAGAAUGGGAGAAACCUCCCAAAUACAGGUGUGCCAAGCUUGUAGCAUCAUACCCAAGAAGACUUGAGGCUGUAAUCGCUGCCAAAGGUGCUUCAACAAAGUACUAAAUAAAGGGUCUGAAUACUUAUGCAAAUGAAAUAUUUCCUUUUUGUCUUUUUUAAAAAUAAAUUAGCAAAGAUUUAUAAAAACCUGUUUUUGCUUUGUCAUUAUGGGGUAUUGUGUGUAGAUUAAUGAGGAGAAAAAAAACAAUUGAAUCAAUUAUUGAAUAAGGCUGUAACCUAACAAAAUGUGGAAAAAGUCAAGGGGUCUGAGUACUUCCCGAAGACACUGUGUAUGUAUAUAUAUAUAUUCCCCUAACCCUACCACCCCUCCCCAAAUGUAGAGUAAACUAAUGGACAACACUUAGGCUUCCACUUCCAGCUUAUACAUACUAUAUACAUUUUACAGACACAGUAUAUUUUUACAAUAGCUAUCUUUUGUUUGUUUUUAGUCCCAUCCUUCAGCUACCCUCAACCCCUUCCAUCUAUCUCAGAAGACCAUCCAGUUUUGAUUUCUAUUUGCCAUAUAUUUUUCAACUGUGCUGUGAUGUUUCACAAAAGUUCUGAACCUUUCUAUUCUAAUAGUUUCUACAGAUUAAAGAUACAUUUAAAGAUAAACAAUUUUGCUAAGAGUAUUAUUAUAUUAUUGAUCGAUUUACUAUGACUUUUCAAAUCACCCAGCAGUGCUAUUUGCAGAGUUAAUCAGAUAGGUAUUAGCAUUGUGGCAAUAGCACCAUCUUCCUCUCUCUUGACUUGGAAUUGGGCAAUAGUAACAUCAACCUUCUUUCCUCCGACUCCCCUUUAUUUUUCCAGACUGAGUGGUAUGUCCCCGUUCCAAGGGGACACGGACGAAGAGACGCUGAGGAACAUCAUAGCCCUGAACUACAAGUUUGAUGACCACCACUUCAGCAUGACCAGCGCCAUGGCCAAAGACUUCAUCCAGAAGCUCUUCGUGAAAGAUCAAAAGUAAAUAAUGCAUUGGUCAUGGGUAAUUUGGCCUAUUACGAUGUCCUUUUACGAUGUCAAUACAAAUAUGGAAUGGUGACUGGAAUAGUGAAUGCAUCACUUAUUUUGUGUUUUUUUUCAGCCACUAUAUUUUAUUUUCAGCCUCUAUUGAUAGAAUAGGAACUGUGUAUUGUAUGAAUAGAUCACCCUUUGUCUGUCUCUCUGUGGUUACUUGUCUGUCUCUGUGUAGUGAGAGAACGACAGCUGAGAAUGCCAGCUUUCUAUUUCAGACGCUAUUGAUAGAAUAUGAACUCGGGUAUGAAAUUAAUAGAUUACCGCCUGUAGUGUCUGUGUCUGUGUGUGCACUGUUCUUAUUGUCUCUCUGUCGGUCUGUCUCUGUGUAGUGUGAGAAUUACAGCUGAGGAGUGUCUACACCACCCCUGGAUCAAGGUGAGAGUCAGCAGCACAAGGCUUUGCACCUUACAAACUGUUUAAUAUGUGAAGGAUAAACGCUAACCUUGGAAUUAGUGGACAACGCAGCGGGACGAGGCGGAGUCGAGGUAAUGUACAGAACGUUGGCGUUUAUCCCGCUUAUACCACAGUUGCCAAAGAAAACAAUACUAUAAGCACACAUUUACUGCUAGAAAUAAAACAUUUUCGUUAAUAUUUUCAUUUAUAUAAGCAAAUUCAUACUUUCUCAUCUUUUGGUUGCUAGAGACGCGACCCAGUCGUUCGUUCGAUUACUUUGAUAUUUAUGGACGUGACCCAGUCGUUCGUUCUUUAUGUUCCGUUGCCAUGCUCGCUGGCAAUGUUCUUAUCCAUUGCUUGGCUAACACAGUCACGACCUCUGCAGUAGCUGUUUUCUAUUGACAUUCAUUUGGAUACAUCCAUAACAAUGAGCUGAUAAUGCCCGAUUUUGCCUGGCAUAGCUAGAAGAGUUUGCCUUCUCAUCAGGACACUCGACACUGUUCAUUACGAGGAGAUUGCAUUUCAUAUCAAACACUAGGCUAGAAGCUAGCUAAAUAGAUUGUUGCUAGCAAACCUGCCAAUAUAACAAGCAAAUAAAAAAAUAUCCGUUGCUGAAAACAGCUGGUCAAACCAGAAACGUGGUAAUAUUUGACAGCAUAGCGCCACUUGCGUCUUGAAUGCAACAGUAGGGACCAGAGAAAUUAAUUUUCAUCACUCACCACGUUAGGACAUCAGAUGCUCCCCAAAAAAAUUUCUGCAAAAACAAAUCAAUGGUAGCUAGUUGUUACCUACCCUUACCACCUGGGGGCGGCCCGUCAGGAAGUCCAGGAUCAAGUUGCAGAGGGAGGUGUUUAGUCCCAGGGUCCUUAGCUUAGUGAUGAGCUUUGAGGACACUAUGGUGUUGAACGCUGAGCUGUAGUCAAUGAAUAGCAUUCUCACGUAGGUGUUCCUUUUGUCCAGGUGGGAAAGGGCAGUGUGGAGUGCAUAGAGAUUGCAUAAUCUGUGGAUCUGUUGGGGCGGUAUGCAAAUUGGAGUGGGUCUAGGGUUUCUGGGAUAAUGGUGUUGAUGUGAGCCAUGACCAGCCUUUCAAAGCACUUCAUGGCUACAGACAUGAGUACUACGGGUCGGUAGCCAUUUAGGCAGGUUACCUUAGUGUUCUUGGGCACAGGGACUAUGGUGGUCUGCUUGAAACAUGUUGGUAUUACAGACUCGGUCAGGGACAGGUUGAAGAUGUCAGUGAAGACACUUGCAAGUUGGUCGGCGCAUGCUCGGAGUACACGCCCUGGCAAUCCGUCUGGCCCUGCGGCCUUGUGAACUUUGACCUCUUUAAAGGUCUUUCUCACAUCGGCUACGGAAAGCGUGAUCACACAGUCGUCUGGAACAGCUGAUGCGCUCAUGCAUGCUUCAGUGUUGCUUGCUCAAAGCGAGCAUAAAAUUAAUUUAGCUUGUCUGGUAGGCUCGUGUCACUGGGCAGCUCGCGGCUGUGUUUCCCUUUGUAGUCCGUAAUAGUUUGCAAGCCCUGCCACGUCCGACGAGCGUCGUAGCCGGUGUAGUACGAUUCAAUCUUAGUCCUGUAUUGACGCUUUGCCUGGUUGAUGGUUUGUCGGAGGGCAUAGCGGGAUUUCUUAUAAGCGUCCGGGUUAGAGUCCCACUCCUUGAAAGCGGCAGCUCUACUCUUUAGCUCAGUGUGGAUGUUGCCUGUAAUCCAUGGCUUCUGGUUGGGGUAUGUACGUACGGUCACUGUGGGGACGACGUCAUCGAUGCACUUAUUGAUGAAGCCAGUGACUGAUGUGGUGUACUCCUCAAUGCCAUCGGAAGAAUCCCGGAACAUAUUCCAGUCUGUGCUAGCAAAACAGUCCUGUAGUUUAGCAUCUGCAUCAUCUUACCACUUCUGUAUUGAGCGAGUCACUGGUACUUCCUGCUUUAGUUUUUGCUUGUAAGCAGGAAUCAGGAGGAUAGAAUUCUGGUCAGAUUUGCCAAAUGGAGGGCGAGGGAGAGCUUUGUAGUGGCAGGGGACUCUGUGUGUGGAGUAAAGGUGGUCUAGAGUUUUUUCCCCUCUGGUUGCACAUUUAACAUGCUGGUAGAAAUGAGGUAAAACUGAUUUAAGUUUCCCUGCAUUAAAGUCCCCUGCCACUAUUAGCGCCGCCUCUGGAUGAGCAUUUUCUUGUUUGCUUAUGGCCUUAUACAGCUCGUUGAGUGCGAUCUUAGUGCCAGCAUCGGUUUGUGGUAGUAAAUAGACAGCUACGAAAAUAUAGUGCACGUUUAGUAUGUGUAUUUGUUUUUAAUCUCUACAUUGGUUAAUUUAAUCUCCUUCACUUAUUAUCUCUCCCACUCUUUUAGCCUCUUACACAAAAACAGGUUGCCAAUAGGAAUCGCUCCUCCAUCAACAUGAAGAACUUUAAGAAGUUCAAUGCCAAGAGGAAAUGGAAGGUCAGUAGGAUAUAUGUCCUAUUUAUAUAAUAUCAUUUUAUGCCAUAUCACAUAUUAUUAUGACACUGAAUAAAGCCCAAAUCUUGGAAAUAUGCAUGUGUUUUAUUAAACAGAUAAUGAAAUCAAACUGAGGUCAUUGCUACAUAGUCAAUUAUUUUCUUCUGGAGCUAAAUGAACAAAUAGGACAUGAACGUGAGGCAGCAAUGUUUUGUUCGAAAGGCCCUUUUCAAGUCUACUCCCUAAGGGGCAAACCAGCUUUCAAAAGAAUAGGCUGCGAAUUUUGUUAAAAGGCGUCAAAAUAUUUUAAAGGCAUGCGAAGUUUGGUAGGCUACGAAAUAUUUCAGGCUGAAGUUUGGUCAAAAGCUGCUAAAAUAUUUCGGUCUGCUCAAUAUUUCGGCCAGUGAAAUAUUUCAUGCUGUGAAGUUUUGUGAAAAGCUACUAAAUAGUUUAAUAUUUCAAAGACCAUCUAAAUAUUUCAAGCCGAAAAGUUUGUUAAAGAGAAAUAUUUUUCCCUGCGAUGUUUGUUGAAAUGAACACCACUAGCUAGUUAGCUACGUAGUUAGCAGCGGUAACAAGUUAGCUACGACGUUAGCAGCGCUAGCUAGUUAACUACAUCGUUAGCAACCCUAGCUAACAACGCUAGUUAGCUACAUCAUUUGCAGCGCUAGCUACAACCAUAGCAGCACUAUCUAUUCAGCUAUGUCAUUAGCAGCGCUAGGUAUUUAGCUAUAACAUUAGCAGCGCUAGCUAGCUACAUCACUAGCUAGCUACGUUGUUACUAACUGCUAACAAUAUUUAGGGGUGGGGGGAGUUGUCAUGUCCGCAGAAGAGUGGGGGCGAGGGGGGUUGAGGGUUGAAGUAAUACGUAUAUCACCAAAGAAGAAGCAGAAAUAGGAUAAGAAAACACCCCUCCAUUAAAACCCCCAGAAGAAGACCAUUACCCAUGUCAUGAUUAGGGAUCCAAGUCCUGGAUGUCGCCCUGAUAUAGUGUACUGUACAUUGUAACGUUGAAAGAACUUUGAUUGCCUUCAAUGGUUACAGCAUUUAUUAAAAAUCUGUUUUACAAAAUAAUGACUCGAACUUGGGGAAAUUUCCAGUAGAGGUGAGAAGUACCAGAAACUGAUUCCCUAAUCAUAUGACAAGGGUUGAGGGUUGAAGUCAUGCAUUCGGAAAGUUUUCAGACUUUCCCCUUUUCCACAUUUUGUUAUGUUACAGCCUAAUUCUAAAAUUGAUUAAAUUGUUUUUUUCCCCUCAUCAAUCUACACACAAUAAGGCAAAAAAAAGUAUUCAGACUAGUCUCCCAGAUGGCCACUGAAAAACAUCCCCACAGAAUGAUGCUGCCACCACCAUGCUUCACUGUAGGGAUGGUGCCAGGUUUCCUCCAGACGUGACGCUUGGCAUUCAGGCCAAAGAGUUCAAUCUUGGUUUCAUCAGACCAGAGAAUCUUGUUUCUCAUGGCUUGAGAGUCUUUUAGGUGCCUUUUGGCAAACUCCAAGUGGGCUGUCAUGUGCCUUUUACUGAGGAGUGGCUUCCGUCUGGCCAUAAAGGCCUGAUUGGUGGAGUGCUGCACAGAUGGAUGUCCUUCUGGAAGGUUCUCCCAUCUCUACAGAGGAACUCUAGAGCUCUGUCAGAAUGACCAUUGGGUUAUUGGUCACCUCCCUGACCAAGGCCUUUCUCUCCCGAUUUCUCAGUUUGGCAGGGGGGCCAGCUCUAGGAAGAGUCAUGGUGGUUCCAAACUUCUUCCAUUUAAGAAUGAUGGAGGCCACUGUGUUCUUGGGGACCUUCAAUGCUGCAAAUAUUUUUUGGUACCCAUCCACAGAUCUGUGCCUCGACACAAUCCUGUCUCGGAGCUCUACGGACAAUUCCUUCGACCUCAUGGCUUGUUUUUUGCUCUGACAUGCACUGUCAACUGUGGGACCUUAUAUAGACAGGUGUGUGCCUUUCCAAAUAAUGUCCAAUCAAUUGAAUUUACUACAGGUGGACUCCAAUCAAGUUGUAGAAAAAUCUGAAGGAUGAUCAAUGGAAACAGGAUGCACCUGAGUUCAAUUUCGAGUCUCAUAGCAAAGGGAUGAAUACUUAUGUAAUAAGGUAUUUCUGUUUUUUAUUUGUAAUAAAUUAGCAAAAAUGUCUAAAAACCAGUUUUCGCUUUGUCAUUAUGGGGUAUUGUGUGUAGAUUGAUGAGGGAAACAUGUAUUUAAUCCAUUUUUAGAAUAAGGCUGUAAUGUAACAAAAUGUGGAAAAAGGGAAGGUGUCUGAAUACUUUCCGAAUGCACUGUACAUUUUCUGGUACUUCUCACCUCUACUAGUUCUUUCAGCGCUACAACGUACACCAUAUCACCAGUAGCGGUGCGUGGGUAACAUCACUGGGGAGGCCAGGAAAAAAAUGCCAUAUUACAACCUAUGUGUUGUGAUAAUUGCCUUGUUUGCUCUAUAACCUGUAAGGUCAUAUGCCUUGCAACCUGAUAUAUAGGCCUAAGGCUUAGACAAUAAGAAGACAGUAGCAGAAUAAAUUCAUCACAAAACUGGAGAGCAACAUCUGUCUGGUGAAAUCCACAAAGCAUAUUAGAUGUAACAAACCGUUACAUGACCUACAGCAUGGUCAAUCAAGUUAAUGUUUCAGACAUUUUCGGACUACUAAACAACUAUUGACUUAGAACACCAGAGAGAUACCGUCAGUUGCAAAGAAAACAGGAGCUGCCUCCACUAUUCCAGCACCAUUUCAACUUCAACAUUUCAACAGCAUCACAACACCUAUGCUUAAGUCUAAUACAGUGACAACUAAAAAAUUCCAAAAACAAUUUAGUCCAAUCAACGUAAGCUAAAUAUCAUGGUCCAUGGUACUGAUUUCUCUGUGUGUGUUUGUGUGUAAGCGUAAGUAUUUUUUUUUAAACUGUUGAUUCACCCUACUUCUAGAGAAAUGCAAUUGCCAUCCUCCUCUCUUUCAUGUUGCCGAAACGGUCUAUGACUAUCACCAUUAUAAUCAUUGGCCAUUCGCCAUCCCUAUCUCCAUCCAUGGCUAAUUUAGGAAAGGGCCAAUUUUAGUUAGCUAGCUAGCCACCCGAGGACAAUAACACAACAAGAUUCAACAAUUCAAGUAUUUUUCUGUCAAUGACGUUUGGCUUCAGAUGUAAUGUGAUUGGUGUGAAGCCAAAUCCAAACUGGCUUCCGAUGUAAUGUGAUUGGUGUGAAGCCAAAUCCAAACUGGCUUCCCUUGACACUCUAGGACCAUUCAUAGUUGAGCUCACUCAGUUUAGCUCAACGCUGAUUGGCUAUUAUUGUAUAAAAAAUUCAUCAAGGGAAGCCAAAUGCUUGCUGGUUUCCCUUGCAUUCAAUGCUACGGGCGUCAACAAUAUCAUACUAGACAGCAUCAGAUAGAUGGGCUACACAUAGAGACAGAGGGACGCUGUUUCGCUUGGAUGCUUUCUCCGGUGAGAUACAUUCAGCCUCUUGCGAAUUGAAAAUUAUGACACAGAGAGACAAAAGAUAAAAUACAUAUUUAUUUAUUUUUUCUUUGUAAAGCUUUUGGGGAAGCCUGGCUUCCCUUCGCAUCCAUGCCACUGCAUAUCACCAUAUCAGGGCGACAUCCAGGACUUGGAUCCCUAAUCACAUGACAUUGGUUAUGGCUUCUCACUUUUCUUCUGGAGUUUUAAUGGAGGGACUUUUUCUUGUCAUAUUCACAGCCUGAAAUAUUUCGCUGGCAGAAGUACUGAGCAGGCCUUUGAAAUAUUUUGCAGGUUUUUAACAAACUUUAUAGCCUGAAAUAUUUCGCUGGUUUAAAUAUUGAGCAGGCCUUUGAAGUAUUUCACAGCCUACCAAACUUCUCAGGCCUUUCAAAUAUUUCAACGCCUUUUAACAAACUUUGCAGCCUAUUAUUUUGAAAGCUGGUUUGUUUGCCUCUUAGGGUCACAGUACAAAGCAAAUUACAUUAUUUGUAUUUGUAUUUAUUAUGGAUCCCCAUACUCUUCCUGGGAUCCGGCAAAAUUAAGGCAGUUAUACAAUUUUAAAAACAUUACAAUACAUUCAUAACAGAUUUCACAAGACACUAAGUGUGUGCCCUCAGGCCCCUAAUCCACUACCACAUAUCUACAACACAAAAUCCAUGUGUACGUGUGUGUAUAGUGCGUAUGUUAUCAUGUGUGUGUAUGCAUGUGUCUGUGCCUAUGUUUGUGUUGCUUCACAGUCUCCGCUGUUCCAUAAGGUGUAUUUGUAUCUGUUUUUUAAUCUGAUUCUACUGCUUGCAUCAGUUACCUGAUGUGGAAUAGAGUUCCAUGUAGUCAUGGCUCUAUGUAGUACUGUGCGCCUCCCAUAGUCUGUUCUGGACUUGGGGACCGUGAAGAGACCUCUGGUGGCAUGUCUUGUGUGGUAUGAAAUGGUGUCUGAGCUGUGUGCUAGUCGUUUAAACAGACAGCUCGGUGCUUUCAACAUGUGAUUAAGUCAAUCUCUCCUCCACUUUGAGCCAGGAGAGAUUGACAUGCAUAUUAUUCAUGUUUGCUCUAUGUGUACAUCCAAGGGCCAGCCGUGCUGCCCUGUUCUGAGCCAAUUGCAAUUUUCCUAAGUCCCUCUUUGUGGCACCUGACCACACGACUGAACAGUAGUCCAGGUGCGACAAAACUAGAGCCUGUAGGACCUGCCUUGUUGAUAGUGUUGAUAGUGUUGUUAAGAAGGUAGAGCAGCACUUUAUUAUGGACAGACUUCUCCCCAUCUUAGCUACUGUUGUAUCAAUAUGUUUUGUUUACAAUCCAGGGUUACUCCAAGCCAUUUAGUCACCUCAACUUGCUCAAUUUUCACAUUAUUUAUUACAAGAUUUAGUUUAAGUUUACAAUGCUUUUUGUUUUUGCCCUGGGGAAUUACUAAUUCUACCUGGAUUUAUCCACAAUAUAGCAGGGGGUGUAAAGCCAUAACACAUACGUUUUUCCAGCAGCAGACUAUGAUCGAUAAUGUCAAAAGCUGCACUGAAGUCGAACAAAACAGCCCCCACAAUCUUUUUAUCAUCAAUUUCUCUCAGCCAAUCAUCAGUCAUUUGUGUAAGUGCUGUGCUUGUUGAAUUUUCUUCCCUGUAAUUAUUCGGAAAGUCUGUUGUCAAUUUGUUUAUUGUAAAAUAGCAUUGUAUCUGGUCAAACACAAUAUAUUCCAAAACUUUACUAAGGGUUGGUAACAGGCUGAUUGGUCGGCUGUUUGAGCCAGUAAAGUGGGCUUUACUAUUCUUAGGUAGCGGAAUUACUUUUGCUUCCCUCCAGGCCUGAGGGCACACAUUUUCUAGUAGGCUUAAAUUGAAGAUGUGGCAAUAUCGUCCGCUAUUAUCCUCAGUAAUAUUCCAUCCAAGUUGUCAGACCCCGGUGGCUUGUUAUUGUUGAUAGACAACAAUAGUUUUUUCACCUCUUCCACACUCCCUUUACGGAAUUCAAAAUUACAAUGCUUGUCUUUCAUAAUUUGGUCAGAUACAGUGAGGGGAAAAAAGUAUUUGAUCCCCUGCUGAUUUUGUAUGUUUGCCCACUGAUAAAGACAUGAUCAGUCUAUAAUUUUAAUGGUAGGUUUAUUUGAACAGUGAGAGACAGAAUAACAACAACAGAAAUCCAGAAAAACGCAUGUCAAAAAUGUUAUUAAUUGAUUUGCAUUUUAAUGAGGGAAAUAAGUAUUUGACCCCUCUACAAAACAUGACUUAGUACUUGGUGGCAAAACCCUUGUUGGCAAUCACAGAGGUCAGACAUUUCUUGUAGUUGGCCACCAGGUUUGCACACAUCUCAGGAGGGAUUAUGUCCCACUCCUCUUUGCAGAUCUUCUCCAAGUCAUUAAGGUUUCGAGCCUGACGUUUGACAACUCGAACCUUCAGCUCCCUCCACAGAUUUUCUAUGGGAUUAAGGUCUGGAGACUGGCUAGGCCACUCCAGGACCUUAAUGUGCUUCUUCUUGAGCCACUCCUUUGUUGCCUUGGCCGUGUGUUUUGGGUCUUUGUCAUGCUGGAAUACCCAUCCACAACCCAUUUUCAAUGUCCUGGCUGAGGGAAGGAGUUUCUCACCCAAGAUUUGACGGUACAUGGCCCCGUCCAUCGUCCAUUUGAUGCGGUGAAGUUGUCCUGUCCCCUUAGCAGAAAAACACCCCCAAAGCAUAAUGUUUCCACCUCCAUGUUUGACGGUGGGGAUGGUGUUCUUGCGGUCAUAGGCAGCAUUCCUCCUCCUCCAAACACGGCGAGUUGAGUUGAUGCCAAAGAGCUCGAUUUUGGUCUCAUCUGACCACAACAUUUUCACCCAGUUCUCCUCUGAAUCAUUCAGAUGUACAUUGGCAAACUUCAGACGGGCCUGUAUAUGUGCUUUCUUGAGCAGGGGGACCUUGCGGGCGCUGUAGGAUUUCAGUCCUUCACAGCGUAGUGUGUUACCAAUUGUUUUCUUGGUGACUAUGGUUCCAGCUGCCUUGAGAUCAUUGACAAGAUCCUCCCGUGUAGUUCUGGGCUGAUUCCUCACCGUUCUCAUGAUCAUUGCAACUCCACGAGGUGAGAUCUUGCAUGGAGCCCCAGGCCGAGGGAGAUUGACAGUUAUUUUGUGUUUCUUCCAUUUGCGAAUAAUCGCACCAACUGUUGUCACCUUCUCACCAAGCUGCUUGGCGAUGGUCUUGUAGCCCAUUCCAGCAUUGUAUAGGUCUACGAUCUUGUCCCUGACAUCCUUGGAGAGCUCUUUGGUCUUGGCCAUGGUGGAGAGUUUGGAAUCUGAUUGAUUGAUUGCUUCUGUGGACAGGUGUCUUUUAUACAGGUAACAAGCUGAGAUUAGGAGCACUCCCUUUAAGAGUGUGCUCCUAAUCUCAGCUCGUUACCUUAAUAAAAGACACUUAGGAGCCAGAAAUCUUUCUGAUUGAGAGGGGGUCAAAUACUUUUUUCCCUCAUUAAAAUGCAAAUCAAUUUAUAACAUUUUUGACAUGCGUUUUUCUGGAUUUUGUUGUUGUUAUUCUGUCUCUCACUGUUCAAAUAAACCUACCAUUAAAAUUAUAGACUGAUCAUGUCUUUGUCAGUGGGCAAACGUACAAAAUCAGCAGGGGAUCAAAUACUUUUUUCCCUCACUGUAUACUUGGAUGUGUAGUGUCAGCGUUUGUUGCUGGCAUGUCAUGCCUAAGUUUGCUAAUCUUGCCAAGUGCAACGUCUGUUUGCUCCUCAUUACACACCAGGGACCAACAAAUAUUCUUUACAUCAACAACAUAGGAAUCACUACAAAACUUAUACAAAACUGCAAAACGUAUACACUAUGUUAGGCCCAGCCUUUGGAACUUUGGUUUUCCUAGAUAUGGCUACUAUAUUGUGAUCACUACAUCCGAUGGAUCUGGAUACUGCUUUCAAGCAUUAUCGUCUGAGACAACAGAGUACAUGUUCACACUGGAGAAGUGUGUACUUCACGGAUGAAUCCUGGUUUCAACUGUACCGCGCAGAUGGCAGACGUUGAUGUCAACGUUGUGAACAGAGUGCCCUAUGGUGGCGGUGGGGCUAUGGUAUGGGCAGGCAUAAGCUACAGACAACGAACACAAUUGCAUUUUAUCGAUGGCAAUUUGAAUGCACAGAGAUACCGUGACGAGAUCCUGAGGCCCAUUGUUGUGCCAUUAAUCUGCUACCAUCACCUCAUAUUUCAGCAUGAUAAUGCAUGGCCCCAUGCCGCAAGGAUCUGUACACAAUUCCUGGAAGCUGGAAAUGUCCCAGUUCUUCCAUGGCCUGCAUACUCAUCAGACAUGUCACCCAUUAAGCAUGUUUGGGAUGCUCUGGAUCGACGUGUACGACAGCGUGUUCCAGUUCCCACCAAUAUCCAGUAACUUCGCACAGCAAUUGAAGAGGAGUGGGACAACAUUCCACAGGCCACAAUCAACAGCCUGACCAACUCUAUGCGAAGGAGAUGUGUCGCGCUGCAUGAGGCAAAUGGUGGUCACACCAGAUACUGACUGGUUUUCUGAUCCAUGCCCUUACCUUUUUUUUAAGGUAUCUUUGACUAACAGAUGCAUAUCUGUAUUCCCAGUAAUGUGAAAUCCAGAGAUUGGGGCCAAAUUUAUUUAUUUCAAUUGACAGAUUUCCUUAUAUGAACUGUAACAUUGAUAAGCAGGGCGUAUACUUCGUCAUAUCAAAUAACACAAUAACAAACGUUUACACAGCAAGUGGUUCAUUGAAACAGACUGAGCAGUGUUCAGGGACUCAGACAUAGAUCUGUAUGUGCAAAGUUGAAAUUAAUUAAAGAACGCACAUUUUAGUGAGGUGCUGAAUUUCCUUGCUAAGACAGAAUAAUAUGGUAUCCAGAAUAAUAACAUCUUACCCAAUCUGAUAGCAGUAAUAUAAAGCUAUGUAGUGGUUUUGACACACUACUGAAGUUGAGGUGUAAUUUGUGUGUAAUUACCUUUUUAGCACAUUAUUGUGGUAAUUAUGUCACCUGCUGGUCAUGUUAAGUAUUCUAUUUCCAAUCAAUUUCUCUCAUUUUGCUCUCUGUCUUCUGUAUUUACUAUUCUGUUCUCCUGAUGUAUUUUUCUGUCUAUAACAUCUGACUCUUAUGUUCCCCUGUCCCCUUGACCUCCUCCCCCUUUCUUUCUCUUUUCAUAUCUCCUUUCCUCUGCUUUCUUUCUUUCUUUUUCUUUUCUUUCUCUCUCUAGAUGUCAUAUAACAUGGUAUGGGUGUGUAACCGGCUGCGUCGAAUGAAGCUGCUAUGUAAGACUAGUGCACUGGCGGACGAGGAACUGGUGAGUAAGGCUGCCAUGACAGUCCAACCAAGAGUUACACUUGAACGAAACCCAUUACAUUAUGGUAAUAAAGUGUGCCCCUUAUUUCAACCUCUAUUGCUAAAAAUGCUAUUAAUUGCAAAAUAUUUAUUCUAUACAUAAAAUAUUUCCAGGCUUUGAAAACGAACAGGUGAUAUAGCCUACUGUAUCAUUAACUCACGGCUUAUCAUCCAAGCUUUGCUUAUCUCUUUUGAUGUGUUGGAUGAUAUCAUCAGCAAUUGAAAAGCAGGCCAAAUAUUUUGAGAGAAAUUAGUGAGGAGUUCCAGAGUAAGGAAAAUCACAUAAAUAAAUAAAAAGGGUAGAAAACAUUGCAAAGAACUUGACUGUAUUUAAAUACAAGCAAUGUUGUACAUGUACCAUAGUUGCUGGAACCGUUCUGGAAAGAACAAUGUGAAAGAAAAUAACCGAGCCAGCACACUAUGAUUUGUGUCUGCCCUAUAGUGUGAAUCAGGUAACUAACCUGCUAUAUCUCUCCUCGUCAACAGAGACAGUGUGAGAGUGACCAGGAGGACACAGAGACCAAGCCAGCAUCUCUCAUUCGCCGGCGACUCAGCAGCAGUUCAUAGACUCGACCACCAGGUGGGAGUCAGCAUCAAGCUGCAGUGCACACUUCCCAUUACAGUGACCUAACCAAGCCUACAGUAUUUGCCCUCCCCUUUACCAGGCCUCGAGGGAGGGUAAGAGGAUAAGAUGGGCACACAAUAAGGAAUUUUCAGGCUCUAUGUCCCUACAUGAGACUUUUCCCUGAUGAAGUGGAAUGGAAUCUACAGAACAAUUCUUGCCUAUCAAGCUAUUUCCCGAAAGGCCCGUCAAGGCUUAACUUUAGGUUCAAUGCACUUCAGGUGGAUUGAAAGUGGUGGAGGUAGUUCUACUAAGUGCACAAAUACAAGUGUGUGAUGGCUUCCGUGAGUGAGAAAUCAUUUUAAAAGGCUCUCGAUGGGGUAAAACGCAAGAAAACCAAGCAUUACUUGUUUUUCGAGCUCUGCUCAGUAUUACUGUGGUUUAUUGCAUGUUUUUAUGGUGCUUUUGCAGUUGUAAAGGUCAACUGAUAGCAGGUGUGACAAUAUUGUUCUUAUGGUGAAGUUACUGAUUUGGGGAUGUACAGUACUAGAUUGCACCAUGUAGGGUUGUUUAAACCUGAGGCAUAUCUGUACGUCUAGUAUUCUUCCAAUAAAAGGGUGGAUGGAAAUUGAACGCAAACCUCAGAAUUUAGUAGGUUUUAGUCUUCCAAAUGUGUUUUUGACAAUUUUAUUAAGCUUUCAUUACUUUACCAAAUAUGAAUAUAUUAUGUUAUAUACAGUAUAAUAGAAUUAUACAAUAUAAUGCUAUACAAUAUCUAUAUCGUAGUGUCCUGAACAUGAUUACCAAGUGUUCUCGUAUUGUACAUGCAUGAUGGACGAAUGUUUUAAGAUAACUAACCAGUAUAAAUAGCACAGCAAAUCAACUUUUAAAGGUUCUACUCAUAGAAAUAGGAUGAAGAAUGAAUUCCAGUUCUGUGUUUCUACUAAUCCAAUACUGACUUCCUGCAUACAGUGAAUACUCUGAACACUCAAUGCUUUACUGAACCAGUAGGAUUACUGACAAGAUCAUACAGUGAUGUAUGAGAAAUAACGUGACAUCAUGUUGGUCGAUGAAUUGUAUUUUUGUGAGAAUUGUUUUUGUUUUCUGUUUCUCUAAGAAGUUUAAGAAUGUAAUUUUUUUUGUUUUAUUUUAUCAUAACCUUGUGAAAAUACCUAACGACUGUCCGUGUUAAGUGUGGUUAUUUUAAAUAAAAUAACAUUGUUGUCAACA
Molecule: messenger RNA, 20210 nt
Organism: Coregonus sp. 'balchen'
Lineage: Eukaryota; Metazoa; Chordata; Actinopteri; Salmoniformes; Salmonidae
Source: the annotation of a GenBank genome assembly